AUGAUGACCGGUGAAGGAAAAGAAACCCACCCCCGCGCUCUCGCUCGCCCUCACCUUUUAUUACCCACCCCGCACACGACCCAUUCACCCAUUGCCAUGGCCCCCAAGAAGCGCUGCCAGUUCACCGACGAGGCCCAGUGCAACCAGGCCGCCCUGCGCAUCGUAGGCCAGUGUGCUCACUGUCGCAACAACUACUGCGGCACGCAUCGGAUGCCCGAGCACCACGCCUGCACGAACCUCGCGGACUGCAAGCAACAGGCGUUUGAGCGCAACAAGGCCAAGCUCGAGGGCGAGCGGACCAUCAACUCGAAGAUGGUUAGCGCAUAG
Molecule: messenger RNA, 327 nt
Organism: Peniophora sp. CBMAI 1063
Lineage: Eukaryota; Fungi; Basidiomycota; Agaricomycetes; Russulales; Peniophoraceae
Source: the annotation of a GenBank genome assembly